UUAUUGCUCCUCCCUCGUUCAUUCCAUCCGCACUGCUGCUGGACGUUUGGGUCGUGAGAUUUUUCCUCUCCUCCCGAUUUUACUCCGCUGCGUCUGCUACCGAGAGGGAGGGAGGGAGGGAGAGAGCUCGCGUCGCUUCUGUUCUUUCUCAUCGUUCUUCCUCUUCUCGUCGUUGGUGGGUGUGUGAGGAGCGAUAUCCACCACUGCUGGAGGAAUCCGACCAGAUCGUGACCUCUUCUUCCUCCCCUGGUAGCGCCAUCAGAUUCUUCUUCCUCUUCUUCUGCUCUGUCCGAUGCUGUGCUCUACUGGUGAGAAUGAUGGAGCUGCGAUUUCUUCUUUUCGCUUCUCCUUUCCUCCGUUGCUGCGGAGCUUGAUUGAGGAAGUGUAUGGUGUUUGAACAAGUCUAACUUGACAACUGGGAAGCUCACUUAGAGUUUGAAGGGGAUGAGGAUACUUUCCACAGUUCAAAGAUUUUUUCCAUCAUUACCUCAACUGUAAUUCUUAGCCACUUGUCACUUCCUUUUGUUGUCUCAAGCAUGGAAAGAACUUGUGCAGCUUCUGCCAUGAAAUGGAGUAUUCAACUUGAAAAGGGUCUCCGUUCUAAGAAAAUUGGUGGAUCUAUUGAAGCCAUACUACGAUUUGGGCCUCAGCUUCAACAAUGGAGUAGAGAGCCUGAAUCCAAUAUAGCUGCCAAUAGCAUGUUUGAUUUGGUGGCAGGUGAAGAUAGGCUGUUUGCCAAUGCCAUCCUCUUGCGGCUAGCUGAUGUAUUUGCAUCUGGUGACAAAGAGACCAGGCUGGCUAUUGUUAGGGUUUUCUUAUCUGAGCUAAAGCAUCGUGGAAAGAUGAAGCGCAAACAAUAUAAGGGGUUGCUGUCAAAGGCCAGAGUCCCAAACCACUUGGAGUUGUUGAGAAGAGUGAAAUCUGUUUUUGAGAGUGGCACUGAGGAGUCAAAGGCAUUGGCUCUGGUUCUGUUUGGUUGUUGGGCUGAUUUUUCUCAAGACAAUGCUCAUAUACGCUACUUAAUACUUUCCAGUCUGGUUUCUCCUCAUGCUUUGUUGGUGAAAGCAUCUUUAUUUGCUGCAGGAUGCUUUUGUGAAAUAUCAGAUGAUUUUGCAUCUAUCACGUUAGAGAUGCUGGUUAAUCUGGUGACUUCAUCUGAGAUAUCCUUACCUAUCAAGUUAGAUGCUGCUCGAGUUUUUGGAAAAUUCAGGUGCUCAUAUUCAGUUGCGAAUAAAGCGUAUAAGACAGGUCUAGAGUUGAUAUUGAAUUCUUCAGAUGAAGAAUUUUUGGUAGUGAUGUUUCUCUCUCUCUCAAAAUUGGCUUCCAUGUCAACAUUACUCAUCUCUGAACAGGUCAGACUUCUGCUUUCAUUUCUCAACCAAGAAAGAACUUCGCAUAUACAGGAAACAGCUUUAAAAUGCUUGAAAUUCCUAGUCAAAAAAGGACCUUACGAACAUUCUGUUAAUUCAGAUCUAAUCCAUAGAUUACUUUGCAUGCUGGAGGAACCUAAAGUCUCUUCAGCCAUGCAUUGUGAAGCUCUACAGGUUUUACAUAAGGUACUGAUGUUUAUUCCACCUUUACCUUUUGCGGAACUUCAUGAAUUUGUCAAGCUGGUUACUGUUGUAGAGAAUGUAAUACAGCAUUCGGAUUUGAUGAAGAGCUAUUUGGCUAUCCAUAUUUUGGCAGAUUUAUCUUGUAAGUUUGUGGGAGACACAAGUGCUGAAAAUGGUGUCUUUUAUUCUUCUUUGCCUUCGCAGGUGGUCUCACUAAUCAAUGAUCAGAUCAAGCUUAUAGUUAUGUCAUUAUUGGAAGCCUGUCAAAAUUAUUCAAAGCCGUUUCAAAAUCUUCAAACUCUGCUAAAUAUUCUUCUAUCUAUUAUAAGAAAGAAUCACCGUCUGGUUGUCUUGGUACUUGAUAACAUAACUUCAACAAUUGAAUUUUUUGUGACUGUCAAAACUACUAGUCAUGUGACAGCAUCGACUCAGGUGGCUGUGAAAUUUGAUCGGAAAGAGAUCACCAACGUAGUUUCGAAUUUCUUUUGCAAAAUGUACAGAUUUCUAGUGGCCUUUCUUGAAAUUCUUAUUAAAGUCGGUUCCAUUGAUACUGAGGUAAUGAGCAGAAUCCAGAUUUUGGCUGAAUUUGUGUGUCAAUGUGGUUUACUUGAUUGCUAUACAUCCACAAUGUAUUGUCUACUGUUACACAAUCAACAUGUUUGGGGUUGUCUGCUUCAUCAGGAUAAUGGAAUGCGUGAUCCUUAUAACAUGAGUAUAUAUCCUCAUAGUUGUCCUGUUAACUGUAAAAUUGAUACACUACAGUUUGUGAACCACUUUUUGACAGAAAGAGAUGAUUGGACUGCUUAUAGGAUUGGAACAUAUGCAGCAUGCCAAGGAGAACUGCGUUUCUCUUCUUCCAUAUUCAGUAAGCUGAUUCAGAAGGUUAAAUCUUAUUCCUGCCGUAACUGGUUAAAAACACUUUUCCAAUUCACUCAGUCUGAGGGAGUAAUCCAGCUUCUUAAUUUACCAAAACAAGGAUUCACUUUAGUGGAAGAAUUGGAGAAUAAUAAAUAUCUUUUGAAUUCUUGUGAUUUCUUGGAUGAGAAGAAUCCAAGGGAUGCUGGAAAUGUCAAUGAUCAUCAUUACAGUUUUAAGCUAGCUGCUGCUCAUAGGGCACUUUGCUCUUCCAUAGGACUUUUAGAAGCAGCUGUCUCAAGUUCUCAGGCAUUCAGCUUCCAGAGGUGGUAUUUAUCCUUGAGAGCUAGAUUUUUGGCAAAUGUGGUGGGCAUACUUAAAGUUGUGAGACGUCUGUUGAAUAUAGAUUGGUGCAAUCAAGUAAAUGUUGAGGGAGAUGUUCUGUCGGGAUGUCUGAAGUCUUUUGAAGAUAUUUCUCACAUUUCUCUUCAUUUUUAUAGGCUUGCAGAGGAGUUUGAUCUGAUUGGAACAUCUUUUGUUGAGAUGGACAGUGAGAGUUCUGCAGUUUUGGCAGCACUUUCUCUGAGUUGUUCGCUAUUGGCAUUUGUUUCUGGUUUUGCAGUUUUUGUUAUAAAACAGCUAUCUCAUGAACACUUCAUGGUUGAUAAAAACUCUUGCAACCUAUUACUGGCCUUGGCAAUGCAAAAUUUAGCAGGCUGGCUGUGGCAUAUGGAUCAUCAAACUAACACAAAAUUCUUAUCGCUUUUGAAUUUUAUUGACUGGCGCACAAACUCUUUUCACCUGCAGCCUAGACAUCAAACUUGCAAUGUUGGUUUUGCAAGUAGAGAGUUUCUCAAUGUUUGUAGUAAUGCGGUCUCUGAGGCUGUCUGCUUGAAAGAUAAAAUAAGCAAGAAGCAUACUGAAAUAGCUCCAUCCGAAGUUUCCAAGAAUGUAUCACUACUGAUAUUAGAUACUAUUACAAGAUGGAUCCGCAUUCCUCCUCAGAUACCCAAGUAUUUCUUUAAAGUGAGGCAAGUUAUUGGAUCGGAGCUGUUUGUCCACAACGACGGCAUAAAAAUUGGCGCUGGUAUAUCUGCUUUUCCAGGCUCCAUUCUAUCACUUAACAUUUGUCUUCAACUGAAGAACUUGCCACCAAAUCUUCAUGUUCGGCCGACAAAGUUGUACUGCAUCCUCUACUGUCCGGUGUCCUGCCAUAUGCUGGCGCCAUGUGGACAGGCACCGGAGCGACUGUUAUCAGGAUAUGAAGCUUGGAAAGAUGAAGAGAUUGUUGAGCUGAACAAGAAAUUGUAUAGCCAUGUUUCGGACCGUGUAGCAAAUAAAGGCAUAAGACUUGGAAAGCGUGGUAGAGAUGAUGGAAAUAAGAACAGGGCUGCAGAAACAUUUUUGGAAUUUGUGCCUAACCAGAAAGGUCAGGGAUUCUCAAGCUGCCUACUUGAUAUAUCUGAUUUUCCUGUGGGUUCUUAUAGAAUCAAAUGGCAUAGUUGUUUGUUGGAUAGUACAGAUUCCUACUGGAGCCUCCUUCCCUUGAAUAUGGGACCUAUAAUCACUGUGCAUGCAUAAAUUUAUUGAUAGGUAAUUAUUACUUUUUUUUUUUUAUCGAGUUCAAACAUCUAAUACACAUGCUUAAAAAAUUAAAAUUAUGUUUUACCAUACGUGUUUGUAUGUCUGCAUGAUAAGAGCUCUUCAACAUUCAACCACUAUGAAAGGGCUGUCUAAUGAUAGGAUCCUGAAAGGGAUUGCUGUAUGUGCAAACAAGAGAGACAUGUUUGUUGCAUAAAGUAAUGUUUGGGCUUGUUUAGUUUUUAUUUU
Prosopis cineraria is the source of this 4238-nucleotide messenger RNA. RefSeq lists its product as uncharacterized. Gene Ontology annotation, cellular component: integrator complex. Gene Ontology annotation, biological process: snRNA 3'-end processing. Lineage: Eukaryota; Viridiplantae; Streptophyta; Magnoliopsida; Fabales; Fabaceae. The record is from RefSeq and is a predicted model, not a curated record. The transcript is spliced from 9 exons. The coding region runs from base 537 to 3989 and encodes 1150 amino acids.